AAGAUACCGCCACGCUAGACGUCUUACAUGCCGCCACGUUGCUGAUUCUACCACGUGGCUCCAUCUUAGGCGUUCGUCCGGGGCACGAGCCCUAGACAUUGAAAGGGGAGAUAGAAAGGAAACUCGUGUGAGGGUCUGGGCAGUGAGUUCUAGGGUUUUUGGAGCGGCGGCUGGAUCAAUGGCAUUGAUCUGGAGGGUGCUGCUGUCCUUCGUGCUGGUUUUCGCGAUUUUGUGUGUUGGAAUUCGGGGCGAUGCAGGUGUAGAGGAUGGGGACUUAAGCGUGGGGCAGAAUUUAAGGCAGGCUGAGCUCGAUCGGGAGAUUAUCGAGCUCCGCAAGCAAGUAUCGGAGCUGGAGGCACGGCUAUCAGUCACAGAUUCUAACUUAAAGCAAGCGAAGCAAGAGUCCUUUGAGAAGAGCAAAAAAGUCGUUUCAUUGGAGAGCGAAGUAGAUUCUCUCCAGAAGCGGGCAUCUGGCGAUGUGGAGAAGAAAAUUCAGAGUCUGGAGGCAAAGGCGGAAGAAUUAUCAUCAAAGGUGGAACAACUCGAGGAGAACUUGAAAAAGUCGAGGGAAAACGCACAGCAGUUGCAAGACAAGCUGGAAUUGUCGGAAGCCAAAGUUGAUGAGCUAACCACAAAACUCGCACAGGCCGAGAAGAGCAGUGCCCAUCUGCGAAAGAAAGCGCGUGAUGCUGAGGAGGCACGUAAGAUAGCUGAGAAUCUUCUGCUAAAGGCAGAGUCCGAGGCAGCUGCGAAGGCUCAGGAACUUUAUAAGGUUUACGAGGCUUGGCUGCCACCGUGGGCCGCGGGCCGACUAGCGCAGAUACAGUCAACUUCGGCAGUGUAUUGGACCCUGCACGGUGAACCAGUUUUCAAGAAAGCUGCGGAGCACGCCUCUCGACACGCCACAACGGCGAAGGAAUGGGCUCAACCUCACGUAGAUACUCUUAAGAAGAAAGUAGGCCCUUCUGCGAGUGCGUACUGGAAUACUGUCUCCACGAACGGCAAAGUUCUGGCUUCUAAAGUGUCAGAGGCCUACAAUGUUCACUUGUCGCCCCACUUUGUUAAGGCGAACGAACAACUUAUGCCUCGCAUCAAGUCUCUACGGAAACAGCUUCGGCCGCACGUAGACAAAGCUGCUGCGUACGUCCGUCCUUAUUACGAGAAAUCUCAAGAAUACGCUGCUCCUCACAUCGAAAAGGUGCAUCAAGUUUCCAAGGAGGCACUGACCUCGGCUGUAAAUUAUCACAAUAAGAUGCAAAACUCAGUUCGCGGGCUUUUAUUGAAGCACGAGGUGUCGGCAGGCUGGGCGGCGAGUAAAGAGCUCGUUUGGUUUCUCGCGAUGGCGGUUUUGGUGCUACCAGCGGCUGCAGCGAUGCAUUUGGUGUUGAGCACCUUCAGUGGUAGCAAGAAGGUGAAGAAGCCGAGCCGGAGCCACGCCAACGCGCACAAAAAGUCCAAAAAGUCAAAGCAUCAAUCGUCGUCGUCUUCAUCGGCGGCGACAAGCGCAGAGAAGCACGUAGAGAAGCAGUAGAAAAAGAAAAACGAAGUGGCCUUGUCAAGAUUGAAAUCUUUCCGGAUAUAUCGCUCGCGCUUACUGCUGGCUCCUUUGGACAUGUGUAUAAAAACACUAAAAUUUUUGUGUACGCGCAAAUAUCAUCAGUUCCAUUAUAUAAUAGUUGAUGUUUACGAAUCA
Selaginella moellendorffii is the source of this 1693-nucleotide messenger RNA. RefSeq lists its product as uncharacterized. Bases 179 to 1531 code for a protein of 450 amino acids. Lineage: Eukaryota; Viridiplantae; Streptophyta; Lycopodiopsida; Selaginellales; Selaginellaceae. The record is from RefSeq and is a predicted model, not a curated record. The transcript is spliced from 13 exons.